This is a messenger RNA of Pseudoliparis swirei, 522 nucleotides long. Its product is annotated as cornifelin homolog B-like. The transcript is spliced from 4 exons. Lineage: Eukaryota; Metazoa; Chordata; Actinopteri; Perciformes; Liparidae. The record is from RefSeq and is a predicted model, not a curated record. The coding region runs from base 1 to 432 and encodes 143 amino acids.
AUGGACUACGACUCCCAGAUAGCAUUGCUGUCAACUCAGCCCCCGGUGGCGAGGAGGAGGACCUCCUGUGUAGAGGACGAGUGGACCUCUGGGCUCUGUGAAUGCUGCCUGGAGACCAGCGACUGCUGCUAUGGCUUCUGGUGCUGUCCCUGCUUCGCCUGCUCCACCACCAGGCUGCUGGGUCACAGUCUCUGUCUCCCCCUGCCGGACGUCUGCGGCUGCGUCAUCAGACCAAUCACCACCGCCAUGAGGGUGCACGUGCGCCAGCGGCGGCGCUACGGCAUCCGAGGUACUCUGUGUACAGACUGCUUGGCCUCGUCCUUCUGUCCGUCCUGUGUCUGGUGUCAGAUGUCCAGGGAGAUGAAGUACAGGACACUCCCCACCACGCUGGGUGACAUCGUACGCAGGGACGAUGACAUCAUCCACCACUGAUGACCUCAUCGCUGUGAACCAUACAUGUCCUCUCAUUGGUUAAUACUGACAUCAGUGAUAAGUGAGGCCUGUCACUAAAUGUGUAUCUAU